Molecule: messenger RNA, 1306 nt
Organism: Colletotrichum phormii
Lineage: Eukaryota; Fungi; Ascomycota; Sordariomycetes; Glomerellales; Glomerellaceae
Exons: 3
Coding region: 59-1015 (318 amino acids)
Source: RefSeq, a predicted model, not a curated record
CCGAUCUGCUUCAAAUGCAAGUCCGCUGAUCGGGAAUGCUACUACUCCUCACAAGCCAAUGGGUAGGCCGACAUCGCGUCGUGCUCGUCCCCAAUCGUCCCAAUCAAUCCGUCGGGAACGGAUACUACCCCGGCGGAAUGCCUCGACCAGAUUGCUAUCUCCCGUUCAUGCGGACGCUGCAUCAGACUCUGGAAACAGUAAUACACGAGAGAUUGACGUACUUCUCGGGUCAACCAGCCCGCGAAUCAGCUCCUCCAUCAAUUCGGAUACUUUUGCAAUCCACCCAGAUCUCAUAGACUUGGAGGACCAUCAAGGUCCCAGCCAAGAUCUCGUAUCCGAAGGUCUCGCAGCCUUCCCUCCCCUUACCUCAGACAGCCAGCAAACAACAGAUAAUUGCGCCUGCCUUUCAGUGCUGUACCUUCUGCUCGAGCACCUUCGAGUGAAAGAACAUCUUGUCGCACCAGAUGACUUUGCGCUACUACAUAAUACGUUUGAGCCCGCCCUACAGGUUCUGAACUGCCAAAGGUGCCCGCGCCGAUACUUCUCAAUCAUUCAGAACGCCGCCUUGCUCGGGGUCCUCUGUCUAUGUCUAACGGAGUCGUACAAAAAAAUUCUGGCGGCGAUUGUAGCAGAAGAGACUAGAGCCACGGAAUCCGGAGAGAAGAAGCGCCUCGGGGUCCACGGUGCGUUACCAGGUUCGUCGAGCUACGGCGAUCCAUCGCCCCGAAGCACGCCAAGUAUGUUUUCGGUAGAGGUAUCGCCGUUGGAGUGGGGGAAGAUCAUGCGAAAUAUCGUGAAGACAGAGAUCUUUGGAGCCGACGGCCAGGACGAUAAUAAGUGUCUGACGGGGUUCUUUGACCUCAUGGAGCAGCGCCAAAGGCGAUGGCAUCAUACGCCCCCGGCACCAGAUUGCCCACCUUGUCAUCAAUCGUUCUGUGGGACUUCUGAUCGAGAGCCUAGCUGUCUAGCCCUUCUGAACAACGCCAGACGAUUGAUAGGCCAUUUGGAACUAUAGGUAUUGAGUAAUUGAGGGCACGCUCAGCUUCCGUGCUAGUGGUAGUCCACACUCAUCAAAAGGGUCAACACGUAAUAUGUUGUAAAAUCUAUAGACCGCUCAAUAAUCGAAUAAUACACAGCCAAGAAAAGUAAAAGUUACCAGUAACUACACCAUGGAUACUAUUCACAAAGAAAUAAAGUGGUUCAGAUCUACUGACCGCUGUCAAUGACCUCGGGGAUGUUUCUCUGGGUCCAGGCAGACCAGUCCUUGCAGACGUCGCCGACCUUGGAGGGAAUGCGGAGCUGCUUG